Lactuca virosa is the source of this 1191-nucleotide messenger RNA. The record is from the annotation of a GenBank genome assembly. Lineage: Eukaryota; Viridiplantae; Streptophyta; Magnoliopsida; Asterales; Asteraceae.
AAACUUAGAAUUUAAUGCAUAUAUUUUUAACUCAAGAAGCAAUCGCCAGCCAUAAACUCAUCUUGAGAAACAAAAUUGAGAAAACUGCGGCUUGAAUAGAUAUCCGAAUCUUUGAUACUUCCGUUUACAUCUCGAUUCCUGAUUGCUUAGACAAGAACAAUAAGAGAGUCAACGAUGGGAAUCGUUGGAAAUCUGAGUUCUGACCAGCUUCAGUUCUUCAAUUCUCAAGGGUAUCUUGUUAUCGAAUCUUUCUCGAGUACUGAAGAGGUUGAAGCGUUACGAAAGAGGAUGGACCAGUUGCUUGAUGGCUUUGAUUGCUCUUCCUCCGCCUCAAUUUUCUCCACCAAGAACCAGCAAAGGACAAGCGAUGACUACUUCUAUGACAGCGCUGAUAAGAUUUCCUUUUUCUUUGAAGAAAAAGCAUUUGAUGAUGAUGGAAAGUUAAAGCAACCAAAGCAGCUCUCUAUAAACAAAGUUGGCCAUGCUUUACACGAUCAUGAUCCCAUUUUCAAAAAGGUCUCUUGCUCGGAUAAAAUGUCAGGCAUACUACAGUCAUUGGGAUACAAAAGGCCAGUAAUCAUUCAGUCAAUGUACAUAUUCAAGCAACCAGGUAUAGGUGGUGAAGUGGUUCCUCACCAGGACAAUUCAUUUCUAUACACCGAUCCACCAACUUGCACAGGGCUAUGGCUGGCUCUAGAAGAUGCCACCAUUGUUAACGGUUGUUUAUGGGCAAUUCCCGGGUCCCACAAAAAUGGCCUUGUGAGACGAUUUUUGAGAGAUGAUAAAGGCGUUCACUUUGACAAGCCCUCCCCAUCUUAUGACCAAAAAGAUUUUGUUUCCAUUGAAGUGAAAGCCGGAUCUUUGGUGCUUAUUCAUGGCGAUCUUAUUCAUCAAAGCUUUGAAAAUCAAUCCUCAAAAUCAAGGCAUGCUUAUAGUUUGCAUGUAAUAGAUACAGAAGAUUGCAAAUGGGCUGCAGACAACUGGAUUAGAAGGAAUGUGGAUCCUGAGCCCCUAUAUGUAUCUUAGUUUUGAGCUCUUUGAUCUGAACAGUGGAAUUAUACACAUUUUAGUAUGCAUCCUUUUUUUCUGGGUAUGUUUGUAAUAAUAUGCUACGAGAUCUUCCUUCGAUUAACUGAAACAUGUUUUAGGAAAUCUUAGCAUUUGUUGUUUAGAAUAUUUCAGUGAAUAUUA